CCCACAGUCUAAACGUAUCUUAUCAAGGAACAACAUGCGCCAAGAAAUCGGUUGAUUAAAUUUAAAGAAACAUUUUUUGUUUUUAAUUUUUCUACACCCGUCAUAAGCCUGUCUGCACCUUGCAUUAAAGUUAACUGUUGACCUAUUUUAAGUUGGAUUUUAUUUUUCCAAAAACGUAACUCCGGUACGGAUAUGUUAUCUGAUCCGGGUCUCAAGAAGCUGCGUAACAUUUUCGUUGUCAAUCAAAUAUUCGUGAAUGUCGCAGUUGUCGUGUGUCUCUUAUUGUCGUUGUCGUUAGCUGCAGCAUAUCCUUCGAACAAUUAUAAGGAUUUGGAUAUAUGCAAUCAUUGGAAUGGUCGUCGCCAUUUUCUCGAAUUGGGUGAACGUGGAGAAUUACAUGCUCGCAAUGUGACCACUUCAGCAUAUCGUAGUACUCUUUACUCAUCUGCCACAUCAUCUACCUCAUCGCCAUCAUCUCCAGUCAGAGGACGUUCUACGGCCGAUUUUUGGUAUCAGUGUAAUCUGGAGUUGGUUACAUGUGCUGAAUGUGUCAUUCGCAUUACGGUCACCCAUGCAAAUUUCUCCAAAACCUGCGAACGCAUCUCCAACUCAGCUGUGGGCAAAUCAUCACUGUGUCCCUGCGAGCACAUACAAUUCUCCGAGCCACCCUAUGAUAACACCAUAUCGGGUCAGGAGUUUUGCGGUGAAGGCAAAGUGUUCCGUAGCAAAACCCGUUCACUAUUGCUGAAAUUUUUCUAUCGAGCUACAAAUAGUCAUGUUUUUUCGUUGCAGUACUUUUCCGAACGUAAUGUAAAAAUCGUAAGUGGCAUACCACACCAAUCCGGCUUUGGAAUAAGUCCCAAUGGCAAAGGUCCCCAAAUAAUAUCAACGCCCUAUUUUCCCAUGAAUUAUCCGAGGGAUUAUGGCACUGAACAAAUACUGACAUGUGAAUCGGAUAAUUGUCAUGUGCGUCUGGAUUUUACAGACUUUCAGUUGGGUCUCACCUCGACUCUGGAAAUCUUCGAUUCGAAUGGUCAAAUGGUUGACUCUUAUACCGGGGAACAUUUUCGACCACCCAUCAUCAUAAGUACGGAUAAAUCUUUGCUUUUGCAAUUUCGUGGCAAUGGUGGUACCAGUGCAGGAUUUCGGGCGGAGGUGACAUUUGUUACACCUACUCAACUAAAAGAGGAUCGCUUAUUGCCAUUUACAGAUUGUGGUGGCCUGGUUGCGGGACCCGGUGGUGCCAUUACCAUGAUGAAUAUGAUCGAGAAUGCUACCGAUGUUCGCCUAUUCGAUUGCAUUUGGAUUAUAAAGCCCAGCAGCAAUUACAUGAUGAUGAAAACUCACAUCUCUCUGCGCGUCGAGGAAUUCCAUAGUAUGGCCUCACGAUCCGAUCUGACCAUACGUCAGGGUACUACUUCCGAUUCACCCCAAAUCGAAGAUGUUGUCUGGCCCAACAAUGGCAUGUCCAAGGAGAGCCAUGUUGUGCCCGUGCUCACGGGUUACUACAUACGCCUGCGUGGUGUCUUUGGCAUGUCCUCCAAAUUGGCCAUAGUCUACAGUGUCUUCAACUAUUUGAAUCCCUAUAUCCAUUUAGAUUGCUACAUUGGCUCGGAGUUCUUGUGCAGCAAUAAUCACUGCAUCUCUAUACGCCUGCAUUGUGAUGGCUUCGAUCACUGUGGCGAUGGCAGCGAUGAGCCGGACUCGUGCGAAGAGGAUUGGGCUCACUUACAGAACGAUCGUCGCUGGUAUUCGCAUAAACCCAAUUAUUAUUUUCCCAAAAUAGAACAAUAUCCCGAUUUGAAAACAGCCACUGGGAUAUUUGUUGUAUCGACAUUGGGCAUCUUUGCAGUUCUCUCCGGAUGGAUGGUUAUUUUAUAUCGCAUGGGUGUAAGGGCCCGACAUCAGAGAGAACUGCAAAAUCAUUUACAAACUAUAAGUGAGCUCUUGGAUCGUCAAGAGGAAAUAAUUCCCGAUGAACCGCCCAGUUACGAAGCUCCACCCGAUUACGAGGAAGUCAUUAAAAUUGGAAUGAGCAAUGAAAUGCGCGAACCUCGUGGUCGUCAACAUCAGCGAAAACACCAUCGGCGUCACAGGGAUCGAAGUUGCAGCAGAGCGAACAGCAAUACCACAGUCUCAUCGACACUGCGCUUAGAUCUUUAUAGCGAUCUACCAUCGACAUCAGCAGCAGCCUCCUCUUUGGUAUUGGCCAAUGAAAACGAUGGCCUUCGAACGACAGCAGAAGAACAAACGGAAACAGAAAGUGCUGCAGCUGGGGGCGAGAAUGGUGAACAACAGGAUAUGGUCCAGCAAAUGGCAAGAGCAACGCAAAAUUGUGGUAUUACAGGCUCGGCUCAAGCACCAGAGACAGAGGCAGCGCAAGUUACAUGCAAGUGUAACUGUAAGAGGCCGACAUCAACGUCAGUAGUCGACAAUGCCCCUAACGUCUUGCUAAACUCCAAUACACCACAGCAAGAGGAAAGUGCUCGAGGUUUUUGUGAUGAUUCUUUAAAUAUCUCAUGCACCCUGGGUAACAUACAUCCGCCGCCAGGCACAGCGGCCAGUGGUGCUGUCCUAAAUGAUAAUAAUAAUGAAGCUGCAUCCUCCAGACCCAAGAGCUCGCUGAAUUGUACCGAGCACACCUAUUUGAAGAAGACCUGGAUUGUUAUGAACAACGAUGGCCGCAGCUAUCGCGUGCAACGUCUGCGUCCCACUUUCUCUUCGCCCGAAUCGUUUCUCAGCGAUUGGUCCUGCUAUGGAGAUACCCUCAACUAUGGCUCCAUACUAUCGCAUGACCAACGCUCUAAUUUAAGUCAGAAUACCAGUAAUUAUAUAUCAGAUAUCUCUCGUGAUCCAUCCGACAACUUUACGGAUGGCCUAAGAAUGCCACCGGUGGCCAAACUGAAAACUAGUUCUCCCAUCAAUGGUGACAGUAAUUCCAACACCUUCUCCGAGAGACGGGCAUCCCAUGAUGCUGCCCUAUCAAGGCAGAUGGCUGUGAUUACACUCAAGCAGAAUAGUGGUGAUGAAGAUGAAGACGACGAGGACGAUAAAGGAAGCAAUAAACGCAGCAUUUCCUGUUUCAGUGCUGUGAAUAAUCCCUUUAAAAGCUCCAAUGGCAACAGGCAAAAAUAUUCCUCGGUGGCCGCUGGCCUAGGCAUGACUUUGGGCGGUGGUCGCAAUCGUCGCCGUCAUGCCCGCAGUAAAUCACUAACAAGCUCCGAACGUUUUACUGAAGCCAGGCGGCACAACUCCUUGAGGCGCACUUCCUCUGCGAACUUGUUGAUGGGUUUCCAAACCGUUAGAGAGUGUCUGAAUAGUGAUAGGAAAGAUUCCAUAUUAUAUUUAAUUUAAUUUAACUAAAUUACAAUGAACUAUUUAUACCAAUUGAGUAUGUGUGUUGUGUAUAUAUACUACAUGUGUAUACGUAUGCAUAUUUAUAAAAGUAAAACAGUGAUAAAAAUAUACAAAAAUAUAAA
Messenger RNA from Stomoxys calcitrans (stable fly), 3479 nucleotides. RefSeq lists its product as uncharacterized. The transcript is spliced from 9 exons. Lineage: Eukaryota; Metazoa; Arthropoda; Insecta; Diptera; Muscidae. Gene Ontology annotation, molecular function: protein binding. The record is from RefSeq and is a predicted model, not a curated record. Bases 193 to 3354 code for a protein of 1053 amino acids.